Molecule: messenger RNA, 522 nt
Organism: Psilocybe cubensis
Lineage: Eukaryota; Fungi; Basidiomycota; Agaricomycetes; Agaricales; Agrocybaceae
Exons: 5
Coding region: 1-522 (173 amino acids)
Source: RefSeq, a predicted model, not a curated record
AUGUCAGGACCCACCGCUCUCGUCCCCGGAAACUACGUUAUCUUUUCUGAGAACCCCUCUGGCACAUCCACCACUGCGCCUGGAACCAAUGGACGAUCCAACUUUGCAGUCACCUGCCCCCUCUCCGCUGGAGGAAAUUUCACCAUUACGUCGCUUUCGUCGGCAGCCAGUGCGCAGCCUACCCAAAUCUGGCUUGUUACUGGGGACGGUAUGAUCUUGGCCAAAACCUCCGCUUCGGGCCAGUUGGCGCAGUCUCCCACGUUCUACGCGAACUACACCAACAACUCGGCCAACAUCGUCACGAUCAGCGCGCCAGCUACACCUGCACCCAACACCAAAUUUGUGUUCCAUGUUUCGCAGGUAGCAAAGACUGACCAAGGAGACGCGCUUUCCUACCUCGCCACCGUCAUGACCGCCGACCUCACGGACAGCUUCUGGACCGUCGACUCUGUGCAAAACAACACCAUCGUUAAAGCGAACGUUAAGAGCAGCGCAAAGAACUUUGUCUUUGUUCCUGUUUAA